UUUCAAUCUAAACCAUAACAAAACAUGUCAACAUGGCGACUUGCAUGAGUGAAAACGGUUCAGAAAGAAAACUUGAAUUCUUUUUACAGGUCCCUUUCCCGUCUGAGAGAGAGGCAAUUAUUGCCCUGCAGUCUUUAUCUCCUGAUCCUGAGCCCAGGAAAGGAGGAAUCAGUAAAAAUCUGGAUGUUUUAGGACAAACACUGUCUGUGAGAUGGACUGCAGAUGAAGCACGUAUUCUUCGUGUCUCUGUAAGUUCGUUUUUGGACCAUUUGUCUCUAGUGAUGGAAACAAUGGAUGCAUUUGGUCCUCCUGUCUCACAUUGACGCUCUUGAGGCACUAAUACAAGCAUAAGAUGAGACAUAUGGAUGUCUCAUAUGGAACAUCAUCUCCAAUGUGUUCAGUUUGGACUGCAAAGACUCAAAAAGCACAAUUAUGUGCCUUUGCUCUGCCUGAGAGAUGCAACACAUCAUGUCUUAAAGAAAAUGUUUUGUGUUAAAGUUUUGCGAUGCAACAGAAGCCAAAACAGUGUGUUUCGUCAUUUGAAUAAAGAUUUAUUAUUGGAGCACUGUUGAGAAAACAAUACUGAGAGAUGAUUUAAGUGGUCAAGGAAAGGUCAUUGUUUUAUAAAAGAGGGACAGAUCUUGGUUUCUAUUGGUAGACAUCACUUGGAGUUUUCAAACAAUCAUCUACAAUACUGGUUGAUCGAAAUAAAGACGUUAAAAAAAAAAAAAAAAAUCACAUGGAUUCACGGGUUUGUCAGAACUCUCUGAUUUCAUCUUACAUUUUGUGCCUUUAUUGACCUACAUGAUUCAUACCCAUAAUUUGCUCAAUGAGAUGAGCCUAUUAAAAAUGUAUGAACAUUGAAAUGUAAACCAAGCAUGAGAUCAAAACAUGUUUGCAGGAGACAGGAAUUAAUCAUUAAUUUGUUACAUUCAUACACUAUAACUGGGGAAACGCUUUCAGUCAAGAGAAAGAAACAUGUUGCAGGGUUAAAAUGAUUGCACUUAAUACUUUGUGAGCUCCCAGAUCCCCAAAGAUUUUCAUUCGACACCACCACCAAAGCUAUUCAGCCUCCUAUACUGAAGAAGGAAUCGUGUGUGUGAGUUUCUCUAGGCACAAACCUUUUUUUCUUUCUGGUCUUGGCAGCUGAUAAACUCUUAAAUCAUGCUCAAGAUUUAGAUAUCAUGACAUGUUGGGCUAUUUAUGCAGUGCAGAUUUAGUUAAAUAAUCAAUAAAGGUUAAUGUUAAAGAAUUUGGCAAAAAAUAAGGAAUUAUAAAGGAAGUGUGACAGCUUCUACAUCC
This is a messenger RNA of Pimephales promelas (fathead minnow), 1302 nucleotides long. RefSeq names its product L antigen family member 3 (gene lage3). Gene Ontology annotation, cellular component: EKC/KEOPS complex. The record is from RefSeq and is a predicted model, not a curated record. NCBI's taxonomy places the organism in Eukaryota, Metazoa, Chordata, Actinopteri, Cypriniformes, Leuciscidae.